AAUACUUGAUUAAAACACGUAGGAAUGAUGCAAGAAGGAUUGUUCCAUACAAUAACGCCACACACCUUAGAGAGCCACAGUUUUUUAGUAUUUUAGCUUUAAAGGUUUAUCCAGUUUAAGCCUUAAAAGUGCUAACAGUUUUGCUAUAUAUUAAUUAUUUACACAGGCCAUAAGAAAAUUAUCAGAAGGAGACUUGAGUAUUUUGAGAGCUAUGAGUGCUCAUUCUUUUAACUUGCACUGGACUAAAAUCUGGUGCAUUUCUGGCGUGUCUCAAUAUUUUUAAGAUUGUGCUUAACAGCAAGGUGUACUUUUGUGAAGAUUUACACACUAGCCUCCUCGGCAGGAACGGCUAAAGUUCAGUACUAGAGACGGAUACAUUCUUCAGCGUGUUUUUGAUCAUAUAAGGAUCACACUUAGAGCACGGUACUAAUAACGCCAAGGUCGAUCCCUGUAUAGGCCGUUCACCGAGGAGCUGGACUCAGUGGUCCUUGCGGGUCCUUCCAGCUCAGAAUAUUCGGUGACGCUGUGAACACUGCUUGUGCAAAGCGCACUGCACGCACAACUUUGGGAUGGACGCCCACGAAACAAGGAGUCAAAACAAUUCAAGCCGGCGGGCAGUAAGAAAGCUCGUGAAGAAUCCCAACAUUCCAUUUUGUUCACUUAAGGAGAGCAGUAGGAAGGGCAGAGACACGGGCGGGCGGGCCUAGGGCGGACAGAGCCGGGGUGCUGCGCUCCCUGCGGGCCCAGGCACGGCAGGUUCGCCUCGCCCAGCCGGACGGCGGCCAGGAGAGGUCCCGGCGUGGCAGUGCCCGGCCGGCGGCUGCGGGACCCCCCCGAUGCCGCCCCACCGCCCGCCCCGCUGCGACGGGCCCGCGCCCUCCCCUUCCUGCCCCCGCCCCGCAGGGGACCUCUUAAGAGGAGGGGGCAGCGUCUGGAGGGCUUGGCCGGGGGACGGGGCUGCUCCUGCGGGAGCUCCAGGGUUGAGUCGGACGGCCCAAGACUAACAGGGAGGAGGAAGGGAGAAAAAAAAAAGGGGCAGCAAAAGAAGUAUAAAAAAAAAAAGAAAAAGAAAGUAAAUCAGGACGUGCGAAAAUAGGGAAAGGUGGGGCGACAAAGCAAAAACCGCGGGGGGACGCGGUCCGCAGGCUGCGCGCAGCGCGGGGAUGGUGCGCCCCGGCGGGCUGUGCCGCCUGCUGCUGCUGCUGCUGCUGCAGGGCUCCCUCCUCCUGCUGGCCACAGCCCGGCACGGCCGCGCCGCCGCCUGCCCGCUCCGCAGAAAGGCCACCUGUGCUGUCUGUUGACAUCUCCUUGGACCUGGUGUGCUUCUGGGAUAUGUGUACCACCACUUUACUUCUCUCCUGGGCAGGGUAGACGCCACCAGCACAGCUCCUAAGGAAAUUGGAGGCCCUUAGAAGUAAGUGCAGACCUGCUGCACUGGGGAGGUGCUAAAGCCACAGCAGCAGGCUCACUGCAGGGCUGUUCUGAGAAAGUUUUGCAGCUGAAGAAUGUCUGCUCUGUGGCUGUACUCUGUUCUCUCACCUGCUCAUGCACCUACAUGUAGCCCUUGUUCUUAGGGCCUUCCUGCAUCUGUGACCAUGCUGGUUCCCCAGAAUAUCUUCUAGGAUUUAGGGCAUUAUGGAAUCAGACAUAUGCCAAGCUGCAUGUGCUUCACUGGAGGUGUCUGCGUGAGCCUGAGUUAAGCAGAGCCUUGUGGGACGGUGUCUUUACAAUUUGUUUGGAACCAGUUUGUCAGCUGGAUUUGUAGGUGGCCAGCUGUGACACUGCCGUAAAGCCAGGUCAAGCCUGUGGAGUGGGUGCCGCCUUUCCCUCGAGGGCAUAAGGUGCAAAAGCCUGGGGGCUGGUACGAAACUACUGCAAGGAGCUAGUGAGAGCAAGGACAACAAAAAGGACAGCCUCUGAACAGAAGUCGUACUUGUGGAAAUGGAUAACUUCACAGGUUGGGUGGGACAUGCCGGAAGUUUUUCUCAGGAACAAUUGACUGGACUUCUGCCAGUUCCUAGCCAAGGCUGGAGGUGCAAUGUGAUAAUGCAAAAUGAGCUGAACUCCUUCCUGUGGACAAUCAAGAGAGAUCCCCCAUCUUAUUUCUUUGGCACCAUCCAUGUCCCAUACACGCGUGUCUGGGAUUUCAUCCCAGAGAACUCCAAGAAAGCCUUCCAGCAGAGCCACAUCGUGUACUUUGAGCUGGAUCUCACUGAUCCCUACACCAUCUCAGCUCUCACCAGCUGCCAGCUCCUGCCACAGGGGGAGAACCUCCAAGAUGUGCUGCCCCGUGACAUCUACCGCCGGCUGAAGAGGCACCUGGAGUAUGUCAAGCUCAUGAUGCCGUCCUGGAUGACCCCGGACCAGCGGGGCAAGGGGCUGUAUGCAGACUACCUCUUCAACGCCAUUGCUGGCAACUGGGAGCGGAAGAGGCCGGUCUGGGUGAUGCUGAUGGUGAACUCCCUGACAGAGGUGGACAUCAAAUCGCGAGGCGUGCCCGUCCUGGAUCUGUUCCUGGCCCAGGAGGCGGAGCGGCUGAGGAAGCAAACGGGCGCUGUGGAGAAAGUAGAAGAGCAGUGCCACCCCCUGAAUGGGCUGAACUUCUCCCAGGUGGUCUUUGCUUUGAAUCAGACUCUCUUGCAGCAGGAGAGCCUCCGAGCAGGCAGUUUCCAGAUCCCCUAUACGACAGAAGACCUUAUCAAGCAUUACAGCUGUGGGGACCUCAGCUCCAUCAUCUUCAACCAUGACACUUCUCAAGUCCCAAAUUUCAUUAAUGCUACACUUCCAGCCCAUGAACGCAUUACUGCCCAAGAAAUAGACAGCUACUUCCGACAGGAGCUCAUCUACAAACGAAAUGAGCGAAUGGGCAGGAGGGUGAAGGACCUGCUGGAAGAGCACCCAGACAAGAGUUUCUUCUUUGCAUUUGGAGCUGGUCACUUCAUGGGCAACAACACAGUGAUUGAUGUUUUGAGGAGAGAAGGGUACGAGGUAGAACACACUCCAGCUGGACAAGCCAUCAACAACCGAAAAUCUCCCAAAACCUUGUUAGCCUUCUCGUCAUCACACAGUCCCUAUGCUAUGUCCCAUGAGCUCCCACUGCACCCCCAGAAGGAGAAGGAAGAGGAGGAGGAAGAGUUCCUGCCUCACCUGCUGUUCCCUGACAGCAUUGAUGUGCUCAUGAAAGUAGACAGGAAGUACAAAAAGAAGAAGAAAAAGCAUCAGAAGAAGCAAAGAUUGCGACAAUUUAACGAUCUCUGGGUUCGCCUUGAAGAAAGUGCUACUGAUCCUCCUCCGCGGAUCCGCAUCAUUAAUGGAUACAUCACGGUGGAGCCCCAGCCCCGGGGCCACGGGCGGUCCGGUCACGCUCGCGCAGACACCAGCAGUGCUCACCGGUUUUCCCAUUCUCUCCUCCUUCCACUACUGACUUUGACUUUGCAUAACAUAAUGCUUCACUGAAACACAGGAGGAACCAAGCUGCAAGACUCUUGCCUUAAAAAUCAAAAAAAGAAACUUAUGCAAAAAAAAAAAAGAAAUAGAAGACUAUGAGUGGGACACCUGUUCUUUGGAGUGUUCUUAAACUGCCUCCUUUUCCUGAGUCUGGAUCAUUAAUUCUUUUCUGGUUUGACCUGCCCAAUACAGGAGAAGGUAUUUAAAUGAAAGUGUUAUUUAUCCUUCUCUUGCAGAAGAAUGAUUUCAUGUUAUCCCAUAAUACUUUGGGGAAAUUAUAAUGCCGCUAUAACAUAGCUGUUGGUUAGCUGUUUGAGCCCAUCUAAAGUACAUAUUUCUCACCUUCAGUGCCUUGUGAAAAGAUUUACACACCACUGACUUGUUUAUUGGAACAGAGUAUUUUGAUCAUAUGAGCACAGCUGGGAAAGAGAGUUAGUAUUUAAUGUCUCUACUGGUAAUGCUUUAAAUUCUUGCUUGUUGGGGCUCCAGUUUACAGAUAAAAAUUCAUGGCAACACCUACAAUAAAAUAAAACAGUGAAGACUUGUGAACAAGAAUGUUUCUGUUGUCUCUUUGGUGCUA
Prinia subflava (tawny-flanked prinia) is the source of this 4027-nucleotide messenger RNA. It is a transcript of the gene TRABD2A, whose product is annotated as TraB domain containing 2A. Gene Ontology annotation, molecular function: metalloendopeptidase activity. Gene Ontology annotation, biological process: negative regulation of Wnt signaling pathway. The record is from RefSeq and is a predicted model, not a curated record. NCBI's taxonomy places the organism in Eukaryota, Metazoa, Chordata, Aves, Passeriformes, Cisticolidae. Gene Ontology annotation, cellular component: membrane. Bases 1942 to 3456 code for a protein of 504 amino acids. The transcript is spliced from 8 exons.